AUGGAUUGGAUUGCAGCAAAAGCCUACCAUUCCGGUUAUAGCUUAAUCGAUCGAUUGAAUUCCAUUAUUUUCUUUCGUAACUAUUUUCAAACAUGGUGUAUUGGAGUCAUGGUGUCUUUCAUACUGCCAAUCUUAUUUAUACUCGCCCCAUCAUCAGUUCAAAGCAAACGCACCGAGCUGUUUUUGAUGAUCUGUUUAGUGUGCCUAGCAAAUAUGUGUUGUACUCUGAUUCAACCGUACAUGCUUUCUGGUUCAGGUGAACCGAAUUUAUCCAUUCAUAUGUGUCGUUUUCUUGUUUACAUCUCUACAUUUGCCAAACCAUUCGGGCUUUAUUUAACAUUAUUGUUUAGUAUCGAGCGAAUUUUUACGAAAUGUCUAACGAAAACAAUAUUUCCAACGAAUCGACAUCAUUCACUCUUCCGAAGAAUAUUCCUUCUCUCGAUCAUUUUGACUAUUUGCUCAGUACUUUCCGUUCGUCUGUAUGAAGUGAUAAAAUUUGUUGAAAACACUUCAUCGAGCAAUAAUGCAACAUCUGGUCGCAUUGCAGACAGUAGUAAUUACAACUCGUCCGAAAGUAUCCUAACAUUUCAAUAUUGUUAUCGUCUAAUGAAUAUUGGAACUUAUGGAGAAAUCAUCUCCUUCUACAUUAUACAAUAUCGGUUCGAAUACGUCAUAUUCGCACUAAUUGCUCUGGUUUUCGUAUGGAUGUUGAUAUCUGAAUGCUAUUUACCUCGUGCUCGACAACGUUCAUCAUUAGGAUCCUUGAGUGUGAACACAAAGUUUUAUUUGUCACUUGCGUCAAGUGUUCUUCUAUUUGAAUUAGUUUUACGACUUUUACAUAUGAGUUUCGAUUAUAGCGACUACGACAACACACAGACACAAAUAAACUAUCUUCAAACAAUGCUGUUCGUUUACAAUUUUCGUUGUAUCUUUCUUCCACUUGUUAUCUGCAUGGUUCUCUGUGAUCCAUUAAAACAAUGGCUUAAUGAAUACUUUCUCAAACAUUCCUAUGCAGAUCAAUUUGAUGCAACGGAUCAAAUCGAAACAAUGGUUGGUCAUUAG
Molecule: messenger RNA, 1062 nt
Organism: Adineta ricciae
Lineage: Eukaryota; Metazoa; Rotifera; Eurotatoria; Adinetida; Adinetidae
Source: the annotation of a GenBank genome assembly